AUGGUGUUUUCAUUUGUAGGUGGAUAUUACAAUGAUAUAGUGACUCAGUGCCGCUUCAGCUCCAGCCUGAGUGAUGUUGAGUUCAUUCAGUCUUAUGUAUUUAACAAGGCUGAAGUCACACAGUUCAACAGCACUGUGGGGAAGUUUGUGGGAUACACUGAGUAUGGAGUGAAGAAUGCAGAGGAAUGGAACAAGAAUCCAACAUAUCUGGCACAGGAACGGGCUGCGAAGGACAUAUACUGCAAACUCGCUGCCCAGAAUGAAAUGAAUGUCGUACUGACAAAGAAAGUUGAGGUGAGACUGACUAUGGCGAAGGCCUCCACUGGUGGUCAUCCUGCUGGGCUGGUGUGCAGCGCGUACGACUUCUACCCAAAGAUGAUACGUGUGACCUGGCACAGAGAUGGCCAGGAAGUGCCUGGUAAUGUGAUAUCUAGUGAGGAGCUGGCAGAUGGAGACUGGUACUACCAGAUCCACUCCCACCUGGAGUUCACCCCCAAAGCUGGAGAGAAGAUCUCCUGUGUGGUGGAUCACGAAAGCUUCAGGGACCCUCUAGAGAUCAGCUGGGACCCCUCCAUGCCUGAGCCUGAGAGGAAUAAGAUUGCCAUUGGAGCUGCAGCACUGGUGCUGGGAUUAAUCGUCACUGCUGCUGGGUUCAUCUUCUACAAGACAAAGUCCAGAGGUCUGUAGUGUGCAUGACCAACAACCAACAUGCAUCCAGCAGUCAGGAUAGAAUAUGUUAACAUAUGACACUGCAUAAUGGAUGACCUUAGACACUCAUGACAUAUAGACAAUCUAAAGUUAAUUUGGUUAUU
This is a messenger RNA of Clupea harengus (Atlantic herring), 812 nucleotides long. Its product is annotated as H-2 class II histocompatibility antigen, E-Q beta chain-like. The coding region runs from base 1 to 687 and encodes 228 amino acids. The transcript is spliced from 3 exons. Gene Ontology annotation, cellular component: membrane; MHC class II protein complex. The record is from RefSeq and is a predicted model, not a curated record. NCBI's taxonomy places the organism in Eukaryota, Metazoa, Chordata, Actinopteri, Clupeiformes, Clupeidae. Gene Ontology annotation, biological process: immune response; antigen processing and presentation.